Messenger RNA from Sipha flava (yellow sugarcane aphid), 1062 nucleotides. RefSeq lists its product as uncharacterized. The record is from RefSeq and is a predicted model, not a curated record. The transcript is spliced from 3 exons. The coding region runs from base 173 to 685 and encodes 170 amino acids. Lineage: Eukaryota; Metazoa; Arthropoda; Insecta; Hemiptera; Aphididae.
GGGAAAAUAUACAAAGCAAUAUAUUUCUAAGGAAAUAAAACAAAGACUCGACAAAAGACGUCGACUUAGCUAUAAAUCGUCCACUAAUACUAAGUAAUAACAUUAAUAAUAUAGUAAUUAAGUACCUAUAGGUUGAUAGAGUAUAAAGUAUAGGUAACAAUAUAGUAAAAUCAUGAUGUAUUUAAAAAAAAAUUGUAGUCUUAAAAUACGGAAAAAAAUUAUUUAUGGACCGGACGCCGAUUAUGGAGCUGUGAAUGAUGAAUUAGGUUGUCAGACGUUACCUAUGUCGCGUGAAGAUUUUGAAGAAAAAAAAUUAGAGUUGUUGACAAAUUUGAAAUUAAAUAUGGUUGAAAUUGACGAAUUACAGCGUCGAACGGUUGAACAGGCGAAUUGUGUGAAAUGGAAAAAAGAGAGGUCCAAAAGGUUAACUGCGUCCAAUUUUGGGAAAAUUUGUAAAUUACGAAAAACCACUUCCAGGAAAAAUAGUGUAAUCUCAGUUUUAUACCAAUCAGAGUAUUUUCAUGGUACUGCUGCUACAAGAUAUGGGAUUCAAUUUGAAUCUAUUGCAAAGGACGAAUUUGAGAAGCUAUUCGGAUACAAAGUAGCCCCAGCUGGAUGUUUGUUGACCCUCAUCUGCCAUUUUUGGCAGCAACACCAGAUGGGCUUAUUGAGGAUGAUUCAAUAAUAGAGAUAAAAUGUCCAUUUUCUAUAAAAAAUUUUACUCCCCAAGAUGCACACAAAGCAAAAAAGUUAAAGUUUAUGGAUAUGCAAUCGGGUAAAUUAUUUUUAAAAAAAAACCAUUCUUACUACUACCAAGUACAAGGGCAAUUGCAUAUAACAAACAGAAAAUAUUGCUACUUUGUUGUAUGGACACCAAAAGGGAUUUGUGUACAUAAAAUUGAACGUGAUGAUGUAUUCUGGAAUAAUAAGAUGGAGAUGACGUUGUCAGAAUUCUACCUGGACCAUAUGUUGCCAGAAAUAUGUAAUCCACAAUAUUUAAAAACAUAAAAAACUUACGACGUUCCUACUCAUUUUUUAAUCUUUUAUAUUUUUAAUUUUAUU